Molecule: messenger RNA, 1503 nt
Organism: Batrachochytrium dendrobatidis JAM81
Lineage: Eukaryota; Fungi; Chytridiomycota; Chytridiomycetes; Rhizophydiales
Exons: 5
Coding region: 1-1503 (500 amino acids)
Biological process (GO): proteolysis
Molecular function (GO): aspartic-type endopeptidase activity
Source: RefSeq, a predicted model, not a curated record
AUGUAUCAGAUUCAACCCAUUUUCAUCACACUACUCGGUACAAUGUUGAUUACUCUAGAAUGCGUUCUACUUGCGUUACAAGCGGUUGCUGCAGUUCGACUUGCAUUACAUCCACCAGUUGGAAUUGUCAGUCAAUCGAACAAUAGGCUGUCAAAACGAUCAUCCGUUGUGUUGGGUGGUGAUAUCACAAAAUGCUACACAAUGAAAGUCAAUGUUCAUGGAAUCAAUUUGGAUUUACGAGUCGAUUCAUCAGUUUCCAGUAUAAUGGUACCACUUCCUAGUUCAAGCAACGAUCUAGGUUUGACUCCAGAAAGUAUUUCAAGUGGGAAGCCCGUUACUAUAAGGUACAAAAGCAGAAAGUAUAAAGGGUUUAGUUUCGACACCGAUGUGACGAUUCCGGGUACUAGGAUAACUGGAAUCAAUUUACCAGUAAUAGCAGUUAAAAAACAAUCGGCAAGUCUGGUUGGUAUUGGUGGAAACCCCGAUCAAGGAGUAUUUGGAAUUGGCUACUCCUCGUUGUCAGAUCAUCAUUCACGAGUCACUGCGAUAGAUGCUUUGUACAAUGGUGGUGUCAUUACUAAUAACGAGGUUGGCCUUGAACUAUGUCCGUAUAAAAUGCUUUCAAAAAGCUCCAUCAAUAUAGGAAAUAUGGAUGUAACUCCAAAAUGUGGAACGGAUGGAAGGAGUGUUGCAUGGGUAGACUCACCAACAAACGAUCAGUUUACUGUCAAUAUCAAGAGUAUACUAGUCAAUGGCGAACAAGUGGAUCUACCCAAGGAAUUUCAAAAGCAUAUAUUAAAGAAUGGUCAUACUUUGUACUCAUAUCUACAAACAUGCUUUGUAUAUAUGUAUUUUCCUAGAGUAGUCGUGGAAACGCUGGUUGCUGCUAUUGUUGGUAGUGAUGCGAUCACUGUCAAAAAGACUAAAUCCAAACACAAGCACAAGCUCAGCAAAACAGAAAUUAAAAAAAUAUUUUGGGAAAACCGUCUAAUCCUCAAAUCCAAACUUAGUAUCAAUUGGGACAGGAUGCCAACGAUUUCAAUUACAAUGUUUGCUGAAAACCCCGUGACUGAUGACAAUCGCAACUCCGUUGUAACGAUCACACUGGGUCCUAGAGACUAUCUACAGAGAUAUGAUUCUAAAUAUGUUAGAUUUAUUGUAGAAGCUGGUCCAAAUGAAAAUGCAGCUCUUGGUAUACCAUUUAUGAACCGACUUAGAUUGGUAUUUGAUCGACAAAAUAAACGCAUUGGGCUUGGUCCUGGAUGUGGAUGCGAAGCCGUGACUGAUGGAUAUCCUACUAUUUCGAAUGCUGAUCAGGUGCUCUGGCCAUUACCACAAUUGCCUAAACAACCAAGCGGUUCAAGUUCAGGUGACACAUCUACUCUCAGGAGAUCAUUUUCGCGAUUUGGUAGUACUCUCCGUGAUAGUAUUCGUCGUAGUAUUGGUAUGAUGUACGUUAGGACUCUUGGUGGUAACAAUCAUCAACUACAACUGAUCAAGUAG